Galdieria sulphuraria is the source of this 2782-nucleotide messenger RNA. Its product is annotated as AAA-type ATPase. The record is from RefSeq and is a predicted model, not a curated record. The transcript has 15 exons. Lineage: Eukaryota; Rhodophyta; Bangiophyceae; Galdieriales; Galdieriaceae. Gene Ontology annotation, molecular function: ATP hydrolysis activity; ATP binding. Bases 131 to 2251 code for a protein of 706 amino acids.
AUAUGCUCUUGUUUAAAAGGUCGACAGACCAAGUUGUUAUUUGGAUAUAUUGGAGUGUGAAUAUUUUCCAAAGCAUAAACGUUGCCAUUUCUAUAGAAACCAUCACAACGUUGUAAAUCAAAUAUUGCCCAUGAAAACCUUUUUUAGCAAUGAAUAUUUGCCGGUGCCAAGCGUUUCUACACUCCAACGAGGAUCGUGUCAUGUUCUUAUUCCAAAGAAGAUGUUUCAGAGACUGGCUCUCAAUUUGGAAGACGUGGUGACUAUUUCAAUCUUUCGUGGAUGCAAUGAAGGAAAGACUUUUGUUGGCAGAGCGUGGUUAUCUCAUUUGGACGAAGUGGAAUGGGAUCCUACUGUGUAUGUGAAGAAAGAAACAACGUGUCCACUCAAUUCCAAUUGGGAGUUAACUCAAUAUGAUUCUUCUGAAGUUGCAGCAGUUUGCUUGGCCGUUGUACAUAUUACGAGUAGUAAUCCUUUUGCCAAGUCCUUUGUGGAUUAUUUGAUAGGACAAAGAAUAUCUGUUGUUUUCAACUCUGUAAACUACAUUCAAUUUCGUUCAGAAACCAUUCAAAUCGAUAUUUUUCCUUCUGAAACCUCGAAAACACAAGUAGGAGAAUUUUCAAAAGUGACUCGAUUUAUUUGGUUGGACCAAACGACGAAGUUGUCAAGGCAUCGGUUAGUUUCAUUGAAUCCUUUGACCUGGCAAUAUCGAGGAUGGUAUUCUUGCCAUGAGAAAACGUUUCGGAAGAUUUGUGAGUUUUUUGAGACAACCGCGGAAGAAAAUGCCUUGAACGGUUUUAUCGACGUCCAAGGAAUAUUAUUAUGUGGUCCAUCUGGUGUUGGAAAAACUUGCACCGUUAGAAUGGCAGCCAAAUAUUGUUCAGUUCCAUUCUUUGAACUUCAAGGAAAAGACUUGAGUACUUUUGAAUACUUUGGUCAAGCCGAACAAGCUUUAAAAAAGCUAUUUUUUGAUGCAAAAAGGUGUUCUUUAGCACUUUUAUUUAUCGAUGAAGUGGACAGUCUCUGUCCAAAGUUUCAUGAACAUUCAGAAAACCUGAAUCGUCGUAUCACAUCACAAUUGGCUUGUCUUUUGGAUGAACUCCGACAAGAUACGACUAAGAAUCGAAUCCUUUGUAUUGCAGCUACGAAGCAUCCCUACGCUGUUGACCCAACUUUGAGAAUUCCUGGUCGAUUUGAUAAGGAAUUGGUUCUUUUACCGCCUUCUGAAGAAGAGCGUAAAGACAUGCUAUCAAAAUUCUUGCAGUUCUAUCAUUGUCAUGUAGAUGCACAACUCAUAUCUGAAAUGGUUCAUCUAUCCAAUGGCUUUGUUGGUAUUGAUUUUUCUCAAGUCUUUCUUGAAAGUUUGCGUGCAUGGACCAUUUCAGUCAAAGACAAUCUUUCAGAGGUGUUAUUGGAGAAGAUCAAAAGUCACACACCUUCAUUACUUCGAGGUCCAUACACUUUAGAGAUCCCACUUGUUGGUUGGAAUGAUAUUGGUGGUUAUGAGAACGUGAAGCAAAGACUCAAAAUGGCAGUGGAAUGGCCAAGGAAGUAUUCUUCAUUGUGGAAACAUUUUCAUUUGAAAGCCCCUCGUGGAAUAUUGUUACAAGGACCACCAGGCUGUAGUAAAACUACUUUGGUGAAGGCAACUGCAAAUGAAUCUGGUUUGCCUAUUUUAUAUCUAUCCGGUGCAGAGUUAUAUUCAUGCUUCCUAGGAGAGUCAGAAAGUAUUCUGAGAAUGGCAUUUGAAAUUGCCAGAUCUGUAUCUCCAAGUCUUUUAUUCAUUGAUGAAUUAGAUAGUGUAUUGGGGAAACGACAAGUGGAGACGGAAGGCAAUUUAGUAAAAGAACGUUUAUUAAGUACAUUUCUUACCGAAAUGGAUGGCAUUGUGUCUGCAGAACAAGUCUUGGUCAUUGGUGCAACCAAUCGUUCCGAUUUAUUAGAUGAAGCUUUAUUGAGACCUGGUAGAUUCGAUGAAAUUAUACAAGUAGAUCUCCCCGAUGCUUCCAGUAGGAAACAAAUAUUUCAAAUUUAUCUUCGUGGUAGGUUCUUUGAAUCGAGAACCGAAUUGGAUUCUUUCAAUUGGAAUGAGAUACUCGAGUCGACUCAAGGAUGGUCAGGAGCGGAAAUUGCCAAUGUUUGUCGGCAAGCUGUAUUUCAUGCCUUGCGUCAUGACAAGACCAUAGUGACGAUUGGAAGAUAUUUGCUUUCUUUUGGACAAAUUGAAAUACAAUCAGAGAGAGAAUCAUGCUGAAUAACACACAGAUUGUAGAGAAAUGGGACGCCAUUGUUAGGAAAAGUUCUCACAAGCGUUUAGUAGGAAAAAUUAAAAUCAAGAACAAAUUGGGAUUGCUUUCAGAGAGAAAAAUGCAAUGGAUUGAAAUUGACAAUGAGACAGAUGAAGCGAUUCCAUUUCUAGAGAAAAAUGCUUUCCUUUGGCUUUUUGGACACAUUAGAAUUGCUUUAAUUUGAAGUAGUAAAUCAUAUUCUUUUCCUAUUUCAGUUACGAAACGAUAACCAACUUUUGUGCGCUCCGUCUCAAAGCUGUUUCUUUGCACAAGAACAGAAUGAAUGCAAAGUCUACAUAUCUAUCUUUUCUAUUAUUUGCAUCGUUUGCCUUGUUGACUCUUGCUCAUGAUGGCUAUCAACAACCCUAUGCUACAACAUCAUAUACACAACAGCCUACUAUUUAUCCAUGGAUAGAGCCUUGUUCUACUGCAUGUGCAGGAUGUGUCUUUUGUUACGAAGUUGUAAGUAACUGUUUCAUAAACAUUCAUUGCUAAGC